Messenger RNA from Daldinia vernicosa, 2694 nucleotides. Its product is annotated as glycosyltransferase family 2 protein. Gene Ontology annotation, molecular function: chitin synthase activity. The coding region runs from base 1 to 2694 and encodes 897 amino acids. Gene Ontology annotation, cellular component: cell septum; cell periphery. The record is from RefSeq and is a predicted model, not a curated record. NCBI's taxonomy places the organism in Eukaryota, Fungi, Ascomycota, Sordariomycetes, Xylariales, Hypoxylaceae. The transcript has 4 exons.
AUGGAUCCGACAGAUAACCAACCCUAUUCUAGAGGGUACGAGCUGCGGGAUAUUCCCGGAGACUCAACUGAUAACCUCCACUACACCGAGCAUGAUUCCUACGGCGACCGACCCUACUCGCUGCACGGCUACGAUUCGGAUAGACUUAACCGCCCAGUUUCCCCCACAUCCAUAUAUAGCGGGGAUACUGCUACCCGAGGAAUCUAUCAUCUGCCUCCUGCGGCGACCGUGACCCACGCCGCGGACGACUUCGAGCAGAAUAACUUCGGCAACGGCUUCGGCUACGGUAGGCCCCCGUCGACUUAUAACGAGCAGGAAACAUGGGCGGAGCGACAACAGGCUCCUAUAGAGAGCUUAAGCGGAGGAGGGAUUCGACGUCGCAAUACUCGCAAGAUCAAGUUGGCGCAAGGUCUUCAGGGUUCCGUCUUGAGCACCGAAUAUCCGGUCCCGACACCCAUCCGCAACGCUACAGAACCCCAGUAUCGAGAUCUGGAAGAAUUCAAAAUGAUGCGGUACACGGCGGCCACGUGCGACCCGGAUGAUUUCACCCUCAUGAACGGAUACGACCUCCGCGCGCGCAUGUACAACCGGCACACCGAGCUAGUCAUAGCUAUCACUUAUUAUAACGAAGAUAAGAUCCUCUUCGCUAGAACGAUGCAUAGCGUGAUGCAAAAUGUACGCGAUAUAGUGAAGCUUAAAAAGUCGACCUUCUGGACAAAGAGCGGACCGGCAUGGCAGAAGAUAGUGGUCUGCCUAAUAUUUGACGGUAUAGAGAAAGCCGAUAAGAGCGUGCUCGACGUGCUAGGAACGAUGGGAGUUUACCAGGACGGCGUUCUCAAGAAGGACAUCGACGGUAAAGAAACGGUCUCUCACAUAUUCGAGUUUACGAGCCAAAUCUCCAUCACCCCCGAUCAGCAACUCAUCCUGCCGAAAGAAAACGACCCCAGCAACCUACCUCCCGUGCAGCUGCUGUUCUGCCUAAAACAAAAGAAUAGCAAGAAGAUCAACUCGCACCGCUGGCUGUUCAACGCUUUCGGUCGUAUCCUGAAUCCCGAGGUCGUGAUCCUCAUCGACGCCGGAACUAAGCCCAGUCCAAAAUCCCUACUCGCCUUGUGGGAGGGAUUCUACAAUGACAAAGACCUCGGCGGCGCCUGCGGCGAGAUCCACGCCAUGUUGGGCAGGCGAGGUAAAAAACUACUCAAUCCGAUAGUAGCCAUCCAAAACUUCGAAUAUAAAAUCUCAAACGUCUUGGAUAAACCCCUGGAGAGUGCGUUUGGUUAUGUUACCGUCUUACCGGGCGCCUUUUCCGCUUACCGAUUUCGGGCUAUUAUGGGUCGGCCCCUGGAGCAGUAUUUCCACGGCGAUCACACGCUGUCGAAGAUCUUGGGUAAGAAGGGCAUAGAUAAUAUGAACAUUUUCAAGAAGAAUAUGUUUCUUGCCGAGGAUCGAAUUCUGUGCUUUGAACUUGUUGCUAAGGCCGGCCAGAAGUGGCACUUGAGCUACAUCAAAGCUGCUAAAGGAGAAACUGAUGUACCCGAAGGUCCCGCCGAAUUUCUAAGUCAGCGACGGCGUUGGCUAAACGGCUCCUUCGCCGCGUCGCUGUAUUCUCUCAUACACUUUAAUCGACUCUACAGGUCCGGGCACAGCAUCAUACGGAUGUUCUUCCUGCAUAUCCAGUUUCUGUAUAAUAUCGCCCAGAUCACAUUCAGUUGGUUCUCUCUCGCUUCCUACUGGCUCACUACUAUCGUCAUCAUGGACCUCGUCGGCACUCCCGUUCCCGAGACGAAUUACCACGGCUGGCCGUUUGGUGACGUCGCUACGCCGAUCGUUAACGUGGUGCUCCGAUAUCUCUACCUAGUUUUUAUCCUCGUCCAGUUCAUCCUCGCUCUAGGCAAUCGCCCCAAGGGUUCGAGGCACUCCUACAUCGCCUCGUACGCUGUCUUCGGCGUAAUACAGGCCUAUAUUAUCGUCUUAUCCUUCUAUUUAGUAUACCGCGCCUUGCAAACGCCCCUCGGCGAUCAGAUAGACACCUCUAGCGCCGGAGCGUUCUUCGCGAGCAUGUUCGGCGGCAGCAGCGUCGCAGGCGUUAUCCUGCUCGCCCUCAUCACCAUCUACGGUCUCAACUACGUGGCUUCGUUCAUCUACCUGGACCCUUGGCACAUGUUCCACUCUUUCCCUCAGUAUCUCGUGCUGGCGUCUACCUAUAUUAAUAUCGUCAUGGUAUACGCUUUCAACAACUGGCAUGACGUUUCCUGGGGUACUAAGGGCUCCGACCAGACGGCAGCUCUACCGUCCGUGCACGUUAUCAAGGAUGAAAAGACCGACGCUCCCGUGAUCGAAGAGCUCGAGAGGGAGCAGGAAGACAUCGACAGCCUAUUCGCGAAGACCGUAUACAGAGCCCUCGCUCCAGUCGAGGAAGAGGAGGUCGUAGAAAAGAAAGACACGGAAGACUCGUACAAAUCCUUUAGGACCGGUCUAGUUAUCACGUGGAUAUUAUCGAAUUUGCUGCUCAUCGUUCUCGUCACGAGCGACGAAUUCGAGUCUUUGGGCGUAGGGAAAGCGUCUACGACCCGAACUCCUGGAUAUUUCCGGUUUCUCUUGUAUGCUACGGCCGUCCUCUCCAUGAUUCGUUUCAUCGGCUUCUUAUGGUUUAUAAGUAAGACCAGCAUCAUGUGCUGCUUCGCCAAGAAAUAA